GUUACCUACCAAUUACCAUAGCAUGACUCGGAGUCGGAAGUCGGAAAUAACUGAUUGGAUUGAAUUAAAUAAUAAACUAUUUAAUUAUUCACAGAACAUAGACUUAAUCGGUAACCAACUUGGUAUCGAUUUAGAUGUACGUGCGAAAAAGGCAAACGAAACAUUGAAUAUAGAAUAAACUCUUAAUAUAAUUGGAGAAAUUAAUUAGCAAAAAGAAGCAGAAGAAAAAUGAUGAAACUUUUGAUAGUAAUGUUGUUAUUUGUAAAUAUUUGUUACUCAGAGCCAGCGAAACCUACACCGAUAGUCUUAUGGCAUGGAAUGGGAGACACAUGCUGCUUUCCAUAUAGCCUUGGUCACUUAACGGAGUAUCUUAAAAUGAAGAUCCCCGGUGUUUAUGUGAAUUCACUCAAAAUUGGUGAAUCUACUAUGGAAGAAAUGGAAAAUAGCUUUUUUAUGUCUCCAAAUAAGCAAAUUGAAUAUGCUUGCGAUGUUAUAAGUAAUGAUCCGAGGUUAAAAGAUGGGUUUAAUGCUAUCGGAUUUUCACAAGGAAGUCAAUUUUUGAGAGCAUUGAUACAGAGAUGUGGUCAUAAAAUUGGUGCGGUGAAAAACCUGAUAUCCAUGGGAGGGCAACACCAGGGUGUCUAUGGCUUGCCACACUGCGGAGCAUUGCAGCGUGAAAGCUGUGAUUAUGCUAGGAAACUUCUGAACUAUGCCGCUUAUUACAGUUGGGUCCAAAAAGCCUUGGUGCAAGCUACUUAUUGGCACGAUCCAUUAAACGAGGAAUUGUACAAAGUGCACAGUGAGUUUCUGUCCGACGUGAACAACGAAGUGUCUAUCAACAAGACUUAUAUUGAUAACCUGAGUAACCUGGAGCAUUUCGUGAUGGUGAAGUUUGAAAACGAUACAAUGGUCCAGCCCAAGGAAACAGAGUGGUUCAGCUUCUAUGAGCCUGGCCAAGCGAAGAAGAUAAUAACAUUGCAAGAAUCAGAUAUUUAUUUACAGGAUCGCCUAGGCCUAAAGAAAAUGGAUGAAGCUGGAAAAUUAGUUUUUCUAUCACAACCUGGUGAUCAUUUAAGAUUCACUGAAAAAUGGUUUUUCGAGAAAAUAAUGAAACCUUAUCUCCUUUAAUCAAAGACUGAUAAAUGAAUCUCAUUAGAAUUAAUUGAAAAGUACAGUCGACAGCAAACAUUAAUUACAUUACUUACUUAUAUGCGGGCUGUACACUACAUAUCAUGAAAUAGAAAUAAGUGCACUUAAUUAUUAUAUUAUUUACUUAUGUUAUUAUUACAAUUAUGUGUCUUGGAUGUGGCUUGGAAUCGGUUAUAAAUUUAACGGUUAUAACCCGUUUAUAUUUAUUAUUUUGUUGGAAGUGUAAGCCUUUUUAUAACCUUUAUUAACCAGUUAUUUUCCGCGUUUCUGCAAAAUGGUAGACUAUAUGCUAGAUUCAUGCGGUUGUUAAAAAAUAAAUUAAAUAUCACUAAAAUUUAAAUUGUGCACUAACAAAUAGAUUCGGCGAUGGAAAAACCGAUCUAAACCGGUUUAUUCAACAGUCUUCUUAAAUAUACUUAAAUAUAACCAAAAAUUGUAAAAUUAUAGUUGAAGAUAGGACAAAACCAAAUGAGAAGUUCUCGGUGCACUAAAACCUUAACCGGUUUGAAUUUGUGUUCCAACACUUGGGUUAUCAAUUUUUUUGUUGUUUAUUUCUCCUCAUAUUUGUCGUUUAUCAACCGAUUUGAAAAAUCAUAUGAAAGUGUUAUACUGCCAGAUUGAACCUAUUGUAAAAUUCAGAUCUGAUUAGAAGUAAUUUUAUAGGAAUACAUGUAAAGGUUUCUUCGGAAACAAAAGAAGCAUUUGUAUACAGAAAGGAUCAUCUGGUUGUGGCGGCGGCGUGGCGCGGGUCUUUAAUUUACCUAAAAUAUGGUCGGGGGAGUUAAUGGCUGAUCCAUGCGUCAUUUUUUAACGUUUGUGUAUUUUUAUAGCAAAACUCUAUAAUUUUACGUUAAACCUGUUCGAACGAAAUACUUUUAAUCUUAGGUCAGAGAAAAACGCGAAUGAAUUAAAUAAAUAUAUUUAAUUACACACACUCGUACGAAACACAACAACAGCACACACACACACACACACACUCAUACAUAGAGAUUGUUGAUUUACAGUUUUGUAAUUAUAAAUUUUAGAUAAUCCAAUUUAUGGCUAUGUUAUGAUAUUUUGUCUACACAUACAAUAAAAUCGUAAUAAAAUAAAAA
Leptidea sinapis is the source of this 2243-nucleotide messenger RNA. RefSeq names its product palmitoyl-protein thioesterase 1 (gene Ppt1). The transcript has 6 exons. NCBI's taxonomy places the organism in Eukaryota, Metazoa, Arthropoda, Insecta, Lepidoptera, Pieridae. Gene Ontology annotation, molecular function: palmitoyl-(protein) hydrolase activity. Gene Ontology annotation, biological process: receptor-mediated endocytosis; protein depalmitoylation. The record is from RefSeq and is a predicted model, not a curated record. Gene Ontology annotation, cellular component: lysosome. The coding region runs from base 229 to 1128 and encodes 299 amino acids.